AUGCUUAGAUGUGCGCUGCCGCUCAUGAAUUCAGAAGAGAGAGUCUACCAGGGCAAGGAGCAGAAGGCGAGCUUGAGUGUCCGGUUACCAGUACGUUGACAGAGUUCGAAGCGGUGGUUGGUUCCAGCAAGUGAGUGCAGAAGUACGGUCGAGCAGCAGCAGUGUUGACCGACUUGAGUUGAGUGCAGCAGCGAGCAGAACCAACGACAAAGUUUCCUCUUCAAAGCAUCAUCCAUUAUCCUCGGUCUUUGAGUCUUUGAUCUAGCAUCUUCGGCGACAACCGUCCGAGACAUAGAGCAACCCACUGACAAGAACCUCGAACCUAGCACAAGAACCGUUAGUGUAGAGCCACAUCGCUCUGCAUUGGAUUGGUUGAUUGGGUCAUCAACAGAACCCGACGACCAAGUAUCACAUUGGCGUCUCGGCGCUUGUUUGUGCGGUUGCUAUUUGCGUCUUUGAGUUCACAGCAGUAUUUGAAGCAUGGCC
Messenger RNA from Ectocarpus sp. CCAP 1310/34, 486 nucleotides. The record is from the annotation of a GenBank genome assembly. NCBI's taxonomy places the organism in Eukaryota, Phaeophyceae, Ectocarpales, Ectocarpaceae.